This is a messenger RNA of Aspergillus nomiae NRRL 13137, 774 nucleotides long. RefSeq lists its product as uncharacterized. The record is from RefSeq and is a predicted model, not a curated record. Bases 16 to 774 code for a protein of 252 amino acids. NCBI's taxonomy places the organism in Eukaryota, Fungi, Ascomycota, Eurotiomycetes, Eurotiales, Aspergillaceae. The transcript is spliced from 2 exons.
UCGAAUCCCCAUAAUAUGUACAUCGAUACCCUUUUCCCAGACGGGCUCUAUCACCCUCUUCUCCCCCGGGCAACCUACGCUUCCUGCUGGGGAGGCAUAGGACAAGGAGAAUGUCGCGGCCAAUCUGACUGUAUUGCCUCCCUCCCUCCCCCUUUAAACUCUAGAUAUUCCUGCGGACCCAACUGGCCAUGUCCGGGGAUAAGCUCCAUCCAAUGCUGCGUGACAUACGAGAACAUGUCAAACGGGACCUCCACGGUUUCCUCUACCUCCUCCACCACAUCUCCAACUUCGACAUCAAACUCCACUUCCACUUCCACAACACCGUCUGUCUCGUCGCCGACCACCUCAGCCGCAGCGCCAGCUGCAGAGUCAAAACAAGGACUCUCGGGAUCUCAGAUAGGGGGGAUAGUCGGUGGUGUUGUUGGCGCGGCGUUCCUGCUCGGGGUUAUCGCGCUGUUUCUUUUCUUUCGUCGGCGGACGGGCAAGAGAGAUCUUGCACAGGAGGGUCCGGAUGCUCAGGGACCUGCUUCGGAGGCGGGUAAGCCGGUGGAGGAGGAGGUGGUGGGGAAGGACCUGCCGAUGCUUGAGGGGACUAUGAGGCAGGAGAUGGAUGCGCAGGGCGGGGCGGCGUUGCAUGAGAUGGAGGGGGCCAGUGGACGGGGGGUAGUUGGGGUCGGUGGUGAGAAGGGGGCUGGUCUGUCGGAAUUGGAGGGACAGAGGACGGUUGUUGCUGAGUUGGAUGGAGCGUCUGUUGUUCGGGGUUCUGGUGGGUGA